AAAUGUGAAUAAAUGUGUUUAUAUCAAUAUAUACAAAACUAUUGUAUAAAUGGAUGAUAUAUAUGAUUAGAAUAAUAUCUUUACUGUUUAAUAGUAAGUCAUAGAUAUUUAUGAACAUCCAGGGAAGAUUCCAUUCAUAGAAAUGAUCAACUUUCCUCAUUUUCUAUUUCAAUUCAAGGCAUAAAUACAGGGCGACACAAUGUAUGAUGUAUGUAUUCUACUCUGACACAAAAUGAUACAAAGUUUUAUACUCUAAUUUACUACAGCUGAUUAGGCUAUUGAAGACUGACCAGGCAGUGUGAAAUAAGGGAAAUUUUACUAGAUUACAGUUAUUAUCAGUUGGCAUCAGAGUUCAAUUACUCUUUGCAGCUUAAUUCAUUUAUAUUAGGUCAGUCUAAUGUUGAUGGGACUCUAACUCCUGUUAGAUUUCAGAAACGUCCCCAAAUGUACAUAAAUAUCUCUAACCUUACUUCUCUAUACAGUAAAAUAUUCAACAUGGUAAAAGUAGCACAAUAAAAAGAACACCUCCUAUUUUAGAAAUGUUCGUGUAAAAUUUCAGUCCAUGUUUUUAAAUCAAGAGUUUUUCGAUACUGUUUUGUAUUUCUCUGAUUUGAUUGCUGAGCUGCGAUCCUUCUUUCUUGAUAACUGAACACGCAAUUACUGGUCGUGAUACACCACAAGCUCUUCCUAAUGCUUGUUUGGAUCUGACAAAUACAUAAGGUACAUUCUUGUCCUCACAUAAAAGAGGUAGAUGAAGUAGAAUUUCUAAUGGCUGGGCAUCAGCAGACAUGACAAUAAACUCAGCAAUACCACGAUUCAACGUCUUGGUGGCUUCAUUGGCCCCCUUCUUGAUCUGUUUAUAAUUUGAAGCUUGUUUCACUAAAUCCAGGAUGCCUUGAGUCAGUUGAGCUUCGGCAAGAGGAUAAGCUUUAGGAUUAAUUUCUUCAGCCAUUUUUGAAGUAGUAAUAUGAACGGAUACAACUAAUUAAAUUUGUCUUUAACAAAGUUUUUCUUCUCCUCUCUGCGAUUUAUCGCUUCACUGAGGCGAAAUUAUAAAAGCACGUGUUUGCAACGCUUUCUUCAACAACAAAUGUAACCGGAAGUAGUUUUAUCACAAUUUGAACCAAUCAAAUUACUGAUUCUAGUUUGUUGCAAACCUGAAAAUUGUUUACAUCCGCUUCACUUUUUGACCUCCAUCAUUGAAGAUCCCUUUUUUCUAUUUUCUCUCACAUUCACAAAUUAUUGUUUGUACAGCGAUAAAUAUGCCGUUAUAAUGAGUGGCAUUCCCGAACCAGUGGUUUUGGCAACAGCAGGAUAUGAUCACACCAUAAGAUUCUGGCAAGCGCAUACAGGAUUAUGCUACAGGACAGUUCAACAUCCCGACUCUCAAGUAAAUGCAUUAGAAAUAACACCUGAUAAAAAAAGAAUAGCAGCUGCAGGUUAUACCCACAUCAGAAUCUAUGAUAUAAACUCGAACAACCCCAACGCUAUAAUCAAUUAUGAUGGUGUACCUAAAAACGUGGUAGAGGUUGGAUUUCAUGAUGAAGGUAAUUGGAUGUUUACUGGUGGUGAGGAUUGUACAGCUAGAAUCUGGGACUUGAGGGCAAGAAAUUUACAAUGUUCGAGGAUAUUUCAAGUUCACAGUCCAGUCACAUGUGUUUGUUUACAUCCAAAUCAGGCUGAAUUAUUUGUUGGAGAUCAAGGUGGUUCAAUACACAUCUGGGAUUUAAAAACUGAUAAAAAUGAACGUUUGGUACCAGAAGGUACUACAGCAAUACAGUCAAUUACUAUAGAUGCCAUGGGAACCAUGAUGGCUGCCACUAAUAUUAAAGGAAAUUGUUUUAUUUGGACUCUAACUGGAGGAAAGGGAGAUAAACCAACCGAACUUCAUCCCAAAUCUCAGUUUAAAGCCCAUGAAAAAUAUGUUUUAAAAUGUUUAUUCAGUCCAGAUUCCACUUUAUUAGCUACAACGUCAGCUGAUGGAAGCUGUGUUAUAUGGAGGACAACAGAUUUAACUAAAUUCAGGAUACUGAAAGAGAAAACACAGCGGUGGGUGUGGGAUUGUGCUUUUAGUGAUGAUUCAGUGUACAUUGUCACAGCCUCCUCAGACAAUAUGGCGAGGUUAUGGCAUAUAGAGGAAGAGAAAAUAGAAAGAGAAUACAGUGGACAUCAGAAGGCGGUGGUCUGUUUAGCAUUGAGAGAUGAAAAUAUUCCCUAGUAUUUACUGUCAUAUUGUAAUAUAUCAACUGUUUUUGUUAUAA
Messenger RNA from Lottia gigantea (owl limpet), 2261 nucleotides. RefSeq lists its product as hypothetical. NCBI's taxonomy places the organism in Eukaryota, Metazoa, Mollusca, Gastropoda, Lottiidae. The transcript has 13 exons. Bases 1274 to 2218 code for a protein of 314 amino acids. The record is from RefSeq and is a predicted model, not a curated record. Gene Ontology annotation, molecular function: protein binding. Gene Ontology annotation, cellular component: TORC1 complex; TORC2 complex. Gene Ontology annotation, biological process: TOR signaling; regulation of actin cytoskeleton organization.